Molecule: messenger RNA, 1269 nt
Organism: Pseudogymnoascus verrucosus
Lineage: Eukaryota; Fungi; Ascomycota; Leotiomycetes; Thelebolales; Thelebolaceae
Exons: 4
Coding region: 79-1059 (326 amino acids)
Biological process (GO): endoplasmic reticulum to Golgi vesicle-mediated transport
Cellular component (GO): Golgi membrane; endoplasmic reticulum membrane; endoplasmic reticulum-Golgi intermediate compartment
Source: RefSeq, a predicted model, not a curated record
CAGCUCUAGGCGGCGAUUAUUGACUUUUGAGAUAUCUACUUGAAACAACAAUUCCGAUAUACUCUAUAAAGCUUCACGAUGCAGCGACCUACAUAUGGGCAACCCCCUCCAAACUCGCCGCCUUUACAUCAUCCAGUCCCGCAGCAUGUUUCGACCGUACCUCAGCUCCGUUCCCCUCCCCCGCCAGUCCCCCAGCAGCAGUCAGGAUAUGGCAAUCCCUAUCAACAGCAGGCUGGACCUGGAGCAGCAGCUCCUAGUCAUGCGUUUGGCGCAUAUGGAGGAUUUAUGAAUGACCAGACAGCUCAGAUGGGAUUCCAAGUUGGCCAAACAGCGUUGAAACAUGGACAGGAAUACGUCGAGCAAAAUUUUAAUCGCUACAUUAAUGUCUCGGCUCUCAAGCAUUACUUCGAUGUCUCGAACUCUUACGUUGUCAAUAAAUUGUUCCUGGUGCUCUUCCCUUGGAGGCACAAGCCAUGGUCGCGAAAGCAAACAAUUGGACCGAAUGGACAAGAGGGCUGGUUUUUGCCUCCAAGAGAAGAUCUAAACAGCCCGGAUAUGUACAUUCCAGUCAUGGCUUUUGUCACAUACAUUCUGUUGUCUACUCUCCUCGCCGGCCUGCGUGGUGCGUUCCAACCUGAACUACUUGGUUACACAGCGUCGGCCGCCUUCGCAAUUGUAUUCUUGGAGAUCCUGGGUCUCAAGCUAGGAAGCUAUCUGCUUUCGAUAUCAAACGACUCACAAUUGCUUGAUUUAGUGGCCUAUUCAGGAUAUAAAUUUGUUGGCAUCAUUGUCACACUCGUCCUCAGCGAAAUAAUAAACAGAGGCCAAGGUACCGGGGGAUGGGCGGGGUGGACGAUAUUCGGAUACACAUUCCUAGCAAACGCGUUCUUCUUGCUACGCUCUCUCAAAUACGUUCUCCUUCCAGAGAACUCAACGGACAAUUCCAGAGGGGCCAUGCAUACGGUUGCACGGUCACAGAAGAACCGCCGAACCCAGUUCCUCUUCCUAUACUCUUAUAUCGUCCAGUUCGUUUUUAUGUGGGCACUGAGCCGACCUUAAACCCCCGCGGGGAAAUUAGAUUUGAGACGGUGAGAUAUGGAUUGGCUUUGUGGAGAAAGGGGGGAAAUGGCCUGGCGUUGGGAUGGAAAAGUUGGAGUGAAUGUACGCAUUCGUUCUGGCUCCUUGUAUUCUAGCUAGCGCUCCUGACAUAGGGGCGUUGACGAAAGUAACGAUAUAGCGAAUAACUAAUAAAUAAACGGGCUUACGGAU